Molecule: messenger RNA, 7339 nt
Organism: Trichosurus vulpecula (common brushtail)
Lineage: Eukaryota; Metazoa; Chordata; Mammalia; Diprotodontia; Phalangeridae
Gene: KIF1C
Product: kinesin family member 1C
Exons: 23
Coding region: 348-3650 (1100 amino acids)
Biological process (GO): microtubule-based movement
Molecular function (GO): microtubule motor activity; microtubule binding; ATP binding
Source: RefSeq, a predicted model, not a curated record
ACCCCGGGCGCUCGCUCGCUCGCUCGCUGCAGCCGCCGCGGCCGGGCGCAGCCGCGCUGCUGCCUCGCUCUCCGUGCCCGCAGCCUUUCCCCGCCUCCUCCGCCGGCCCCGGUGCGAGGGGCCUGGGGGAAGUCGCCCCAGGAGAGCCCUCGCUCUCAACGGGGCAGUCGGGCGAGGAGAGCGGACCCCGGGACGAGGAGGACGAGGAGGAGGGGAGCAGAGGAGCAACCAGGCCCAAAGCAUAGGAUGGGGCCCCCCUUACAAGGGCCAGUGGCAGCCAGAGGCAACACAGUACCCCCAACCUGGGGCCAGGACACCAGCUGAGUGGGGUGGGAGUCUCUAGGGCCAUGGCAGGUGCCUCAGUGAAGGUUGCUGUGAGGGUACGACCCUUUAACGCCCGAGAGAGCAGCCAUGAUGCCAAGUGUGUGGUCAGCAUGCAGGGCAACACCACCUCUAUCACCAAUCCCAAGCAGAGCAAGGAUGCCCCCAAAAGCUUCACCUUCGACUACUCCUACUGGUCCCACACCUCGGCAGAGGACCCUCAGUUUGCAUCUCAGCUUCAAGUGUAUCAGGAUAUCGGAGAGGAGAUGCUGCUUCAUGCCUUUGAGGGCUAUAAUGUCUGCAUCUUUGCCUAUGGUCAGACAGGCGCUGGAAAAUCCUAUACCAUGAUGGGGCGGCAGGAGCCAGGGCAGCAAGGCAUUGUGCCCCAGCUCUGUGAGGACCUCUUCUCCCGGGUUAGUGAGAACCAGAAUGCCCAGUUGUCCUACUCUGUGGAGGUGAGCUACAUGGAGAUCUAUUGUGAGCGUGUACGGGACCUUCUGAACCCCAAGAGCAGAGGGGGACUGCGGGUGCGAGAGCACCCCAUCUUGGGUCCCUAUGUUCAGGACCUGUCCAAGCUGGCAGUUACCUCUUAUGCUGACAUCGCUGACCUAAUGGACUGUGGCAACAAAGCACGGACAGUGGCUGCCACCAACAUGAAUGAGACCAGUAGCCGUUCCCAUGCUGUCUUCACCAUCGUUUUUACUCAGCGUUGCCAUGACCAAUUCUCAGGACUGGACACAGAGAAGGUCAGUAAAAUUAGUUUGGUGGAUCUGGCUGGGAGUGAACGAGCUGAUUCUUCAGGGGCCCGGGGCAUGCGGCUGAAGGAAGGUGCCAAUAUAAAUAAGUCCCUCACCACAUUAGGAAAAGUGAUCUCAGCCCUAGCAGAGAUGCAAUCAAAGAAGCGGAAAUCAGAUUUCAUCCCUUAUAGGGACUCUGUGCUUACCUGGCUACUAAAGGAGAAUUUAGGAGGAAAUUCACGCACAGCAAUGAUUGCAGCUUUAAGCCCUGCAGAUAUCAACUAUGAAGAGACACUCAGCACCCUCAGAUAUGCAGACCGCACCAAGCAGAUCCGCUGUAAUGCAGUUAUCAAUGAGGACCCCAAUGCACGGCUGAUCAGAGAGCUCCAGGAGGAGGUAGCCCGGCUCCGAGACCUGCUGCUGGCCCAGGGGCUCUCAGCCUCUGCUCUGGGAGUUACAAAGCUGGAGGAGGGAAGCUGUGGGACUAGCUUGCCUGCUCUGUCAUCCCCACCUGCUCCAGACUCACCUUUGGGUCCUCCAGUUCACAAUGGGGAGGUGGAGUCAUCAUUCUCUUCUAAUGCUGAGCCCCAUAUUGGGCCUGAGGAAGCUAUGGAGAGACUACAGGAGACAGAAAAGAUCAUUGCAGAGCUGAAUGAAACAUGGGAGGAGAAGCUACGUAAGACGGAAGCCCUGAGAAUGGAGAGAGAAGCAUUGCUGGCUGAGAUGGGUGUGGCCGUACGAGAGGAUGGGGGGACGGUGGGCGUCUUUUCCCCGAAGAAGACCCCUCAUCUGGUAAACCUAAAUGAAGAUCCCCUGAUGUCAGAGUGUCUGCUCUAUCACAUUAAAGAUGGUAUCACCAGAGUAGGCCAGGUAGAUGUGGACAUCAAACUGACUGGGCAGUUCAUCUUAGAGAAGCACUGUGUGUUUCGGAGCCUCACUCAGCCUGAUGGAGAAGUUGUGGUGACUCUGGAGCCCUGUGAAGGAGCCGAGACAUAUGUAAAUGGGAACCCUGUGACCCAGCCACUGGUGCUGAGAUCAGGGAACCGAAUUGUCCUGGGCAAGAACCAUGUCUUCCGCUUCAAUCACCCUGAGCAGGCUCGACUAGAGCGAGAGCGAGGGGUGCCUCCACCCCCAGGGCCGCCAGCCGAACCUGUGGAUUGGAACUUUGCCCAGAAGGAGCUCCUCGAACAGCAAGGCAUUGAUAUCAAGCUGGAGAUGGAGAAGAGGCUACAGGAUUUAGAGAAUCAAUACCGGAAGGAGAAAGAAGAGGCCGAUCUUCUGUUAGAGCAGCAUCGAUUGUAUGCAGACUCAGACAGCGGGGAUGACUCGGACAAACGGUCCUGUGAGGAGAGCUGGCGACUGAUAUCGUCACUUCGGGAGCAGCUUCCACCCACCACAGUCCAGUCCAUCGUCAAGCGCUGUGGCCUGCCCAGCAGUGGUAAGCGCCGGGCCCCGCGGCGAGUCUAUCAGAUUCCCCAGCGGCGACGGCUGCAGGGCAAGGACCCCCGCUGGGCCACAAUGGCAGACCUGAAGAUGCAGGCGGUGAAGGAGAUAUGUUAUGAGGUGGCACUGGCUGACUUCCGACAUGGGAGGGCGGAGAUCGAGGCACUGGCUGCCCUCAAGAUGAAGGAGCUGUGCCGUACCUACGGCAAACCUGAAGGGCCUGGGGAUGCCUGGCGGGCCGUGGCGAGAGAUGUUUGGGAUACAGUAGGGGAAGAAGAGGGAAGUGGAGGAGGAGGGUCUACCGAGGAUGGGGCCCGAGGGGCCGAGGUGGAGGAUCUCCGAGCACACAUUGACAAGCUGACUGGAAUCCUGCAAGAGGUGAAGCUGCAGAACAGCACCAAGGACCGGGAGCUUCGGGCACUGAGGGAUCGAAUGCUCAGGAUGGAAAGAGUCAUCCCCCUCACUCAGGAUAAUGAUGAUGAAGAUGUUGAGGUGACCUGGGCAGCCUCGGAAGGGACAGAAGGUCCAGAAGAGGCAACCUCUGGGGCUGUUACCCCCACUGUCCAGGCCCCAUCCCCUCCCCCCUCAAGCUGGGAGCGGGUGUCCAGGUUGAUGGAAGAGGACCCUGCCUUCCGACGUGGCCGUCUUAGGUGGCUCAAGCAGGAGCAGCAGCGCCUACAGGGGCUACAAGGUCUUGCCGGAGGCCGAGGUGGGGGGCUUCGCAGGCCUCCUGCCCGAUUUGUUCCACCCCAUGAUUGCAAGUUGCGAUUUCCCUUCAAGAGCAACCCGCAGCACCGGGAGUCAUGGCCUGGGGUUGGGGAAGGAGGGGAGGCUUUGGCUAUACCCCAACCCCCUGAGGAGGGUACUCUCGUAUCAACCCCCACUCCUAGAAGGCUCCCUAGUCCUCGACGGCCCCACAGGCCCCGGAGGAACUCCCUGGAUGGAGGGGGCCGCCCCCGCGGUGGAGGUCCCAGCCAACCUGAAUCCCAGCAGUUUCAACCCAAGAAGCACAAUUAUUAUCCCCAGCAGCUUCAGCCUUACCCAGCUCAGCGGCCCUCUGGUCCCCGAUAUCCUCCCUACACCACACCUCCUCGAAUGAGACGACAGCGUUCAGCCCCUGACCUCAAGGAAAAAGGGGCAGCUGUGUGAGAAGAGGGCCCGAUUGGGGCCUCUUGCUGAGAGGAGAGAUGUGGGCUGCUGUUCCCCCACUUGUAGGAUUAUUGGCACAGGCAGGGACAGAGAUGAGAGGGGCAGAGUAGGUGACAGGGGACUUGAGCAGGUUGGUCUAGGAGUUGGAGGAAAUCGUAGGAUGCACGGUGUAGCGUUGCCAGGAGUAAACCAAAGGGAAGGGAAGGAAAGGGGGAUAGGCUGCCUUAAGGCCAUGCCUCCCAGAGGGGGCCCCUCCCCCCAAAUGCUGCUAAGAGUGGGGUGCUGUGUAGCCAGUUUUGUGUGGUUUUUUUUUUGUUUUUGUUUUCAGGUGGGGCAGGUAUGAUGACACUAAGAGGGCAUUAUGAAAUUCCCUCCCCAAACCAGUGUCUGUGGUGGGUUUCCAUGUUAAGGGGAUGGGGCUGUCCUAAGAUUUCCCCUCCCCCUCCAGGCCUUCCACUAUAUCUUCAGUGGCAUGCCAGGUUUGGUUGGGCUCCCACAGCAUGGUGGGACCCUUCAUUAAAAGGAAGCAAACAGGGAGUUCUGUGGCUCGUUAUUGAUGGUGUAAUGGUGCAUAUGGGGGGCACAAGGAGUGAGGUGUGCCACAAGGAUUGAGGGAGAGGUUAGAAUAGAAGGAGAACCAACAAGGCUCUGUGCAAGUUUGUCUUGGGUGUGUGAGCAUAUUAUUUGACUUCCAUGCCCAGGCUGAACACACCCUGUGUUGCUUUGCCUUUUUUUUUUUUUGGGUGGGGUGGUGGACGGGGGAAUGCCAUUUUAAUGAGGGAGACCUGCUCCCUAUCCAUUUGUUCUUGAGAAAUUGCAAGGCAUCUAUAGAGGAAAUACUUCUGAUUUAGCCCUCACUCUGAUACCGCUUUGGUCAUGUCUUUCCUUUCUUUAUUAAGAUUGUAGCCCAGGGAUUCUCAAAAUUAUUUCACUCACAAGCAUAGUGUUUGCUACGAGGAGUCACAACACACUGAACAUUUAAAUUGGCAACAAAGAAGGUUUUCCAGGCGGUGGGGCUUCCAGUCCCGUUAUCUGGGCCUUGGGAUUCUUCCACUGCGCUUCCUCCUCCCCAGAUACUUCACUUUCUUUACCUCCUUAGGACUCAACAGAGGAGGAGGAGGUGGUGAUUUGUUCCUCUUUGGAUAGAACUAUAAUUGUGAACUUCCUGAUCAUAAGCCAAGAAUGGUCAGUGUCCUGCAAUGGGGAUGGGGAUGGGAUUUCAUAGCACACUUAAAAGAAACUCACUCCACACAAAUACUACUGCACACCUUUUGAGAGCUCCUUCUGUGUUGCCACAGAGCUUAGAUUUUAUAAAGCACUUUACAGUUACACUGUCCAAACAUCCUGCCUUACCAAAGUCUUAUCAGGUGUCUGUCACUAUCACCCCUUUUCUCAUUACACCGAAGAAAGAAGAGCAGUUGAAUGGAGAAGUGAGGGGAUUUAAGAACUGCCAUACUGGGUCCAAUCAGCAUCCUGUCAAGUAUUUUGUAUCUGACAUGCUACUUGUGAGAAAGCAGUUUUCCACAAAAAGGAAUGUCACCCUAAUGCCUAUAUUUAACCAAGUGAUAUCCCGCAGUGGGACUAUUAUUAUCUAUGCACUUGUAUUAACUUUUCUUGAUUAUAUUUACAUUUUCAGCCUUUGCCAUCAUUAAGGGAGUGAGUGCCCUAGGUUUUGCACCUACUGGUGCCAUAACUAGACCAGGGCAACUUAAAUUUUAUCCCCAGGUGCUAAGUUUAGAAGGAGCUAAUGGCAUAUGUCCUUGAACGACAUAGACACAAUGGAGUUUAGUACUACCCAAGGGCAGUCUGGGAUGAUUUUCUCCAGUUGUACCCUCUCUCCCUCCCCCCCACCCCAAGCAACUCAACUGAGAUUUUACCAUGUGUGGUUUCCCUGGUGUAGUUUGUAGUAAUUUUCUUAGGUGCAAACAUUUCUAGUUGUUACUCUAUUACUUUUUUUUUGCUCCUAAACCAUUUUCAGACUUCCAGAUGCUGAAAAAUCUACUUUAGGAUUUGGUGGUUUGAUGAACAAACCCAUUUCUAUCCUAGCCACACUUUUCACAGUCUGAGAGAUUGUCCGUUUUCUGUCUUCAGCUUUGCAGUGAGAGCCUGAUUUUUUCAGUCUUUCCUGACAGAAACCUUUGCAACUCUGGUACUUACGCUGUCCCCUAGACCUUUUCCAACUUCACCCUGUCUGCUUUGAGUGAUGACAGGACCUACACACUAAGUGCAGAUGAAUGAUUUGUGUCAGAGCAGGAAACUGUCUCUUGCUGUUGACAUCCAUACUGGAAGAAGGCCGAUUUCUUGUUUGGCAGCCAAUUGCGCAGAUACGUUUGACUAGUGUUUCAGAGUGAAAUACCUUCCCAGAUCUAGGCUGUAACUGAUAGGCCAUUAACUCAUUCACUGGCACACUUACUCUGUGCCUAGUAUUACAAUACUACAGAGGGUAAGAAAAGAAAACCAUUCUUGCCCAUGAGGAACGUGUACUCCAGUUAGAAACACUAACUGCACAUGUAACCCAGAACUUCCAUGUCUACAGGGUAAGGUUUACAAGGAUUCUCCUGACCACCGUUCCGGUGAAGUUGGUAGAACCAGCAUCCUUACUUUCUUUUUACGGAUGGAGACACUGGCUCAGAAAGGCAUGUGUUGUCUAGUCGGUUACCAUUUCAACUGAGUGUAGUAUGUGCAUGACAGCGAGUUGUGGGGGACACACUAAACGCACCCAGAACUCAACAAGGAAGCACUUGUCCGCGGUGAGGUUAUGAAACCUUGUAUGUCAUUUCUGUAUUUGACCAUCCACACACUUUGGAGCAAACUUGUAUUGAUUAAAAAACAAAACAGCCAUUUCUGUAUAUUCCCCCUCCCCAAGCCAUUGUUGCAAGGAAAGUUAAACAAAACCGACCAUCACAAUCACAAUGUAUAUAAUCUGUACCCGUAUCUUCCACCCUUCUACCAAGAGGGGAAGGUGCCAGUACACUCUUAAGAUGUAGUCAGUAUUUGUGUAUAAUCAUCACUAUGGGUACUUGAGGGGUCCUGGAAGUUCCCACAUAGGAGGUAGGUGGAACAGAAUCUAAGAGACAUUUCUGCCUCAGAAAUAAGAUUACUCCAAUGUGCUCAAGGGCAAAGGAAAGGGAAGGAGAGCUAGACGUGGGCAUACAGGUCUGGAACUCUUUUUGUACAUUUGCUCUUGAGGUUUAGGAAUUUCUUAUCCUGGGGGAAACAUAGGUGCCUGACAGUUACUGAUGGAGCCAGGGCUACUGAUAACCUUAUGGGCAAGCAGCCACGAACUAUGGGAUUGGUCUUGCUGGCCACAAACUGCCUCAGCCUGAGAUUGCUGGUGAUUAGGACUCAAAGAGGAGAAAGAGCCAAGAGCUAAACCAGCUCUGCCAAGAUUUACAGCACCCAAAGACCCAAACAGCAGGGAUCAGUGUAGCAGAGGCAAGUUUGGAGUGGGGAAAUGGAGGGAAGGGGAAGACCACUCACACCAUGCUUCUCAUGAAGAUUUCCUUUCUCAUCCUUUCUAUGAUCUGCAGUAGUGAGUGGUUCAGAUUUGUUCCUCUAGCACCCCCAAAAGAUCUGAGAGGAUAAGCAGAUGUUUUGGGAGAUUGUGGGUGGAGGAGGGUGCUACAUAGAAGUGUUUUAAUAUUUUCCUUUCAUUUUAAUUAUGUCCAAUAAACUAUGUUGCCAAAGUA